AUGAAUUUCGAAAUUUAUCAACCAAAUUUACCAUCCACAAUAGUAUUUAACAAUGAGGAUAGCAUUCCAUACAAUGUAGAUGGUGUAAGAAAUCAUAAUUUGUACCUUCUGAAUAAUCGAGGAACGGGAGAGAGUACAGAUUCGUUACUAGAUGAGACACUAAAACUUGGAGUGGCACUUGAAUGUAGACACAAUUUUAUUCACUCCGGCGAUUAUAGUGAAGAGCUUUUAUCAAAUCAAGGCUUCUUUAGGCAGAAAUACCAUCGACCAUCAUCGGCAAAACAAUUGCAUCAUUCAGUGGUCUAUCAACGAUUGGAUAUAAAUGAAUCACUCGAUAAAGAUCAGGCUUCAGGUUGGGCAUAUGAGAUCGCUCAAGAGGUUAAACAAAGAUUAGCAGAUAGAGAUCCUAAAAAAUACAGAUACCUAGUAAAUGUAACAAUAAUGGAGAAUAAGUUAACGGAAAAUAUGAUUAACUCUUCGCAAAAUAAGCGUAAUCAGAUAUUAUUAAGAGUCGAGAUGUUUCAGUAUUUGACGGGUUAG
Messenger RNA from Acaulospora colombiana, 540 nucleotides. The record is from the annotation of a GenBank genome assembly. Lineage: Eukaryota; Fungi; Glomeromycota; Glomeromycetes; Diversisporales; Acaulosporaceae.